AACCUCACAGCUAUUUCUGCUCGGGAAUUGCGACCAUCUUCUCGCAUAACCCAUAAACUUUCGCAAUGGCUGGUUGUUGCUGCUUUUCUGGAGAUGUCCUUGUGACCACGAAAUCCUGCGGGGUUAAGCGGAUGGACCAGUUGAUUCGAGGUGAAGAAAUUUUAACCCUUUCGAAAUCGGGUGGGGUUCCGAAGUACACCCAGUUUUACACGUGGAUCCAUCGAGAAGUGGACAGAGAGACGGAAUUCGUCGUGAUUAAGACGAGCCCUGGAAAAAUUUUGAAAAUUACGGGGGAUCAUUUGCUCUUUGGCGAGGAAAGGGCUGCAAAAAGGGCGGGAAUGGUGAAGAUAGGCGACAAGAUUUGCACUAUUUCUUCUGACACCACAUUGGCAGAGGAAGUCGUCGUUGACGUGUCGACGGAAAUGCUGACCGGGGUCUACGCCCCAUUUACGAUGAGCGGGGAUUUUAUCGCGAACGGAUUCUUGGUCGCGUGCUAUUCGGACAUUGACAGUUUCGACGUCGCUCAUGCAUCCAUGCUGCCCUUGAGGAUGUUCCACAAACUGGAUAAAUCCUGGAAGAAGGGGAAUAAAAAUCAAGAAGGACUUCACAUCUACGCCAGAAAUUUAUGCAAAAUUUGGGACCAUUUGCCAACCCAAGUUCAAACCGCGAUUCAGAAAUGAGAUAAUAAUUAUAAAUUGAAAUUACAAACAACUUAAAUAAAUAUAUACAAAUACAAAUUAAAAUAAUAGUUUGUAGAAUUGUUUUUAAUAAAUGUAAUUAAAUGAAAA
Folsomia candida is the source of this 788-nucleotide messenger RNA. RefSeq names its product desert hedgehog protein B. Lineage: Eukaryota; Metazoa; Arthropoda; Collembola; Entomobryomorpha; Isotomidae. The coding region runs from base 66 to 680 and encodes 204 amino acids. The record is from RefSeq and is a predicted model, not a curated record. Gene Ontology annotation, biological process: intein-mediated protein splicing; cell-cell signaling; protein autoprocessing. The transcript is spliced from 2 exons.